GAAGUAAACAACACGAGGCACUAGCAGCGUUAGCUUGUUAGCAGGCCAUCAGCGUUAGCUUGUGUUGACAGGUGGCGGUGUUUUGUUGUGACGUUUGUGAGGAUUUUGGACAGAAAGGACGAUACGUGGUUCGUGUGGGAACUCUCAGCAUUUUCCAAAGUGUCGUAAAUGAGUGAAGAAGUGUUGAACGGAAAGACAACGUGGAUUGCUGUGAUUGUGAGACUAGCAGAUGAUCGAUCGGAGCUGCAGUGAAGAGGACGGCGGUGUUUGUGGGAGUUGGAGCUGAAGAUCGGAGCAGGAACCAUGUCUUCAGAACCUCAGGAAAGUUCUGUCAGAAACAAACUUUCUGCUGCUGAAGGAACCAUCGUCCAGAACGAGGAGGAGCUCUGUCGUCAGCGCAGACUGUUGGAUAGCAGCUGGAACCCGCAGCUUCAGCUACACAUUGCAGUUCUCCCCCAGCAUUAUGUGACUGAAGAGGAUUUCUACAAGCAGAGGAACUUUAGAGUGAAACAGGAGGAACCAGAACCUCCACAGAUCAAAGAGGAACAGGAGGAACCACAACCUCCACAGAUCAAAGAGGAACAGGAGGAACCACAACCUCCACAGAUCAAAGAGGAACAGGAGGAACCACAACCUCCACAGAUCAAAGAAGAACAAGAGGAACCACAACCACUACAAAAUGAAGAGAAAUGGGAGGAACCAGAACCCUCACAGAUUAAAGAGACCAAAGAGGAGCUCUACAUCAGUCAGGAUGAAGAGCAGCUUGAUCUGAAGCAGGAGACUGAUACCUUGAUGGAGAUUCCUACUUAUGAGGAAGAUGAGAACAGAGAAGCAGAUCAAAAUAAUCAGCAGAGCUUUAAUUUAACUGAUAGUCAGGAUGAAGAAGGAAACCAACAUAAAGAAUCAACAUCAACUACAGAUGAAGAGACAGAAUCAACAUCAACUACAGAUGAAGAGACAGACCCAGAGAACAGAGAUCAGAGGAUCCCAAGUUUUGGUUACUUGUCUCGAUUUAGACUUCAUAAGAGAAUCCAUAAAAAAGGAAAGCCUUUUGCUUGUAAAGAAUGCACUAAAAGUUUUAGUAAAAUAACUUAUAUCAAAUCACAUAUGCGAACCCAUACAGGAGAAAAGCCUUUUUCUUGUAAAGAAUGUGAUCAAAGUUUUAGACAAAUAGCCCAUCUCAAUUCACACAUGAGAACUCACACAGGAGAUAAGCCUUUUUCUUGUAAAGAAUGUGAUCAAAGUUUUACUCGAAUGUAUAGUCUCAAAAGACAUAUGAGAACUCAUACAGAAGAGAAGCCUUUUUCUUGUCAAGGAUGUGACAAAAGCUUUAGUCAGAAUAAUAGUCUUAAAGCACACAUGAGAACUCAUACUGGAGAAAAGCCUUUUUCUUGUAAUGCAUGUGAUAGAAGUUUUACCAAUGUAUCUAAUCUCAAAAGUCACAUGAGAACUCAUACAGGAGAAAAGCCUUUUUCUUGUAAAGAAUGUGAUAAAAGUUUUAGUCAUAUAUGUGCUUUAAAAACACACAUGAGAACUCACACAGGUGAGAAGCCUUUUUCUUGUAUAGAAUGUGAUACAUGUUUUAGUCGUAUAUCUAAUCUCAAAAGACACAUGAGAACUCACACAGGAGAGAAGCCUUUUUCUUGUAAGGAAUGUGAUGCAAGUUUUAGUCACAGAUCUAGUCUCAAAACACACAUGAGAACUCACACAGGAGAAAAGCCUUUUCCCUGUAAGGAAUGUGAUACAACUUUUAGUUGUUUAUCCCAUCUUAAAACACACAUGAGAAUCCAUACAGGAGAAAAGCCUUUCUCUUGUAACGAAUGUGACAAAAGUUUCAGUGAUGUAUCUAAUUUAAAAAAACACAUGAGAACUCACACAGGAGAGAAACUCUUUUCUGUGUAAAUGAUUUUAUUCAAGCUCUUUGCGUAGGUAAAUAUGAUGAAAAAGUAGCACUUUUCUUUUAUCAGAAUUAAACUGGAAUUUAACACAGAACUUGCAUAGAUAGAUUGACAUUUUGUUUUAUUUUUUAUUCAUGAAAUUCAUUCUUUUAGAUGUACCUGUAAAUAGAGAAAUGUUUCGAAUCAAUAUUAUAUGUAUACACUGGCCUUGGUAACUGGUCAAUGUGUCUGGUUUGUACGUAGAGCCUGAAAACGGACUUAAAAAUCAAGGUAGCGACACAUGAAUUUACAGGCUUUUACAUACACUUUUCAUUGAAAGUGGAAUUUCAAGAUAACACAAUGACACUGUGUCCUAUAUCGAAAUAGAGCUGUAAAUGAAAAAGUCUGGAACAUGUUUUUUUGACAUUUCUCACCAAGCCUCUUCCAACUGCAGGUACAUGCGCAAGUAUCGGAUUCCAAUUGUACAGUGUGAAUUCCAUACGCUAAAAGUACGUUCAAGAAUGCCCGUUUAGCGUGUUCUUGAAUGUGCCACAAAUGCUUGGUGUGUAUGUAGCAUAAAAGUUAAAUCUUGAUGUAUUGCCAUUGUUGAUUUGAUUUUUAAAGAAAUAUAGCUAAACAACAAUCAAAAAGCAAUCUUCAGUUUUUGUUGAUUUUUAUUAGAAGAUUUUUUUUGUCAUGAUUAUUUGGUUUUAUAGUUGCUAAGUUGACCAUUGUGGUUGUAGUUUACGCUGAGAUAGUGUGUAAGUUGUUUAAGUCUGUGUGUUACCAUGACAACACUAUAAAUAUUUGUAUAAAACCUGUAAUGCUAAGACUUUUAUGAGAUCAGUCCAAAUUUUAUUUUUUUGUUUUAAACAAAAAGUGACUGCAGUGCAUACUUUGUUGAGUCAUGUGAGCGAAUAAACAUUUUGUGAAGAAAGAAAUGUGUAACAGUGUUGUAGCAAGGAGUUGGAUAAAGAACCAGACUGGUGUUUGUGUCUGGUGUUCUUGUGAUUCAUGUUUUCUAGUAGACAUUAGAACUGUUUAUUCUUUUUAGUUCUCAGUGUUCUGUUCAACUUUAUCUGUGAAGAAUAAAGUGGACGUGAACAUCA
Messenger RNA from Oryzias latipes (Japanese medaka), 2986 nucleotides. The record is from RefSeq and is a predicted model, not a curated record. Lineage: Eukaryota; Metazoa; Chordata; Actinopteri; Beloniformes; Adrianichthyidae.